Paramecium octaurelia is the source of this 453-nucleotide messenger RNA. Lineage: Eukaryota; Ciliophora; Oligohymenophorea; Peniculida; Parameciidae. The record is from the annotation of a GenBank genome assembly.
CUUAGACCAAAUGAAAUAGUUCUAUCAUAUUAAGCUACUACAAAUUUUCUGAGCUGCGGAUAAAUUUAUCAAGGAAGCAAGAACCAAGAAAAGAUACCUUCUUAAGCUUAGUAAGAUGAAUAAAUAGCCUAAUUUAAAAGUUAAAUUUACUUAUGGUAUUUUUAUUGUCCUUAAAUAAAAAUUGAAAUUUAUAUGUUCAUUUGGGAAUUUUCAAAAUUCACAAAUUCGGGAUAGUACCUACAUCGUUUUUUUCAUUCACAAAUUCUGAAGUGGUAACUGUAUCCCUAAUAUCGUAGGGUUUUCCCAAGCCCCUGCUGCCGGAAUACAAAUUACUAUCCAUUUAAUGGAUAUUAUGAAAGGAUGAGAAAAAACAAAAUUAGUUGGUCAUACUUGUCCAGUUAAUUUAGUCUGUUUCUCACCCGAUGGUACUACAUUAGCAUCAGGCAGCGAUGA